GCAUUCGGAGCAGCCGAAGGUUCCUUCUCGACUUGCUACGUGCUCCGUACGCGCAAGCGUAUCUUUUAAAAAUACAUUCAGCUUUUGUCCCGCGAAUGUUGUGGACUUCGGGCGAGUUUGUAUGUGGUUGAGUGUUGUGGAAUGAAAUAAAAAAUAAAAAGAAAAUACGGACGGUGUCUUAAUCCAAGGUUGUGUAAUAACUCUUGGUUUCGUAUAGUUCCGUCUACUGUUUUGUGAUUCUCGAGGAAAAAAUGGAAAUCAAAAUUUCAGCAUUUAUUUUUAUAUUUCUAUAUACCGUUCACUGCAGUCCUUCGAAAUCAAAUGAUUUUGAGCUGGACAGCGAUUAUGAUAUGCAAAAUGACAACGAUAACUAUGGGGGAAAUUAUGAAGACACAGAUGAUACUGUGGAAGAAAAGAAAAUGUCUGACCUUCCGUUACAAAUAAAUACACGUGAAGAAGAAUUUAUUAGAGAUAUUGGUGAAAAAGUUGUGUUACCUUGCGAAAUUACUGGGAGCAAUUAUGUGCAGAUUUGGAGGAAGAAGAACUCAAAAAGUAAGGAUAUUGUUCUUUUCCAAGCGGGAAUUAAAAUGGCUGCUACACCAAAUAUGAAACUAUUAACAAAUGGAUCACUUGAAAUUUCAAAUUUACAUGCACAAGACACAGGCGAAUACGAAUGUAACGCAAUGGAUACGAAGCAAAAUAGUCCAAAAAUUCGACACAAAGUUAUAUUGAACGUACCUCCCCAAAUUGAGCUUCUAGUAGCUAAGGACAAUGUUACAAUUUUAAAAAAUGGGGACAUAUUGAUUCUAACUUGUAGAGCAAGUGGUUUUCCGAAGCCAGUUAUUUCCUGGCAUAAAGGCUCUUCGAGAUUUGAUAUUCAGGGUGACGUUUUAGAAAUUCCAAAUGUUAAACAUCAUAAUGCUGGUACGUACAAGUGUCUAGCGGACAAUAAAAUUGGAGAACCAGCUUUUAGCUUCAUAAAUAUUAAAGUAGAAUUUAAGCCAUCGCUAACUAUCGAAAAAAUGAUAGUAAGUUCUGAAAAUAACUCUGAAACUGAAUUAGAGUGUCAAGUUCAUUCAGAACCACGAGCUCAAGUGGUUUGGAAAAAAGAUGGUAUAAAUAUUGUGAAUACCGAACGUAUUCAGUUAAAAACGAAAGGAAUCCAGCAUAAUUUAAUAUUGAAAAAUAUUCAAGAUUCAGAUUUUGGUGUUUACGUUUGUUCAGCAACAAAUUCUCUCGGAACUUCCGAAAAGAGUAUUAGUUUAGUGUCGACUCCAGCUAUAUAUCGAUUUGUCGUGUCUCAAACCGACGGUAAACCUGUGUUAACAUGGGAAGUGCAAUCUAAAUCAAAUCUUUCAUCGCAUGAGUUGGUAUAUAGAAGACAAGGGGAAAGCGAAUGGGUGAAGGUCCAUCCAGAGGACAAAAUAGAGGUGAAGCCAAUUGAGGAUGAUAUCUAUGGAGUUCGGUACACGUUUAACAAGGGACUUGAUCCUGGGGACUACGAAUUCAAAGUUAGAUCUGAAAAUCGAAAGGGGUGGUCAGAAUAUUUCAGAACGUCUGCUGAAGUUAAACGUGGGCAUCACAAAACGCACAAAAAAGGUCAUAAGCAUGGAAAAGAAAGACAAGUCACACCUACACCUACUUUACCUACACAACCCGAUGUUCCGGCAGAACACCAAGAAAGUGAAAGUCAAAGUGGCUUUAUUAAAGAAUCUUCGUCAUCAGCUCCUGAAACGUCAGAUUCGCCUUCCCUGACUCCAGCAAAUUUACUUCUUAGCGUAGCUGUAUUUGCAGUUUUCCAAAUGAGGUCAGUAUGGAAAAGGAUAUAAAAGUACGUCAAAUACCAAAAUGCAACUGGGUAUAACUUUCAGCACACUUGUCGGUAGCUUAAAAGUGUAAAACCAAAGUAUUUAAAAAUUAGUUUUAAGUAAGUUAUAAAAUACAAUUACUCUUUUAAUAAUUAAACUUUUUUACCGGAAGUUUAGUUACUGUACAUAUGCAUACAUACCUAUUAUACGUAGAGUUUGUAAAUUUUUGUGUUCAUUUACUGAAUAGGAAAGAUCUUCGUUAAAUUUAUCCAGUUCAUCAAAAACAACAUUAAGUGCUACAAAAUUUUACACAUUACAUUCUUUUUUUGUUCUUGUACUGCCUGUUCUCGACAAUCUUGAAUGCCAUAAAACGCCAUUAAAUUUUGUAUACUAAAGUAAAAUGUACCAUGGUGAAAAAUCAAAAAGUUAGCCGUGACUAACUCAAAAAAUAUAGAAUAAUAUUACGCAAUGUAGCUUUAAGUUACCUGUAUUUAUUUAAUUUCUAUUGUUAUCGUAAUUAACACGUAGUAAAAAAUUUUGGUCAGUAUUUAUUUUAAAAAUAAUCUCGUAUAAAUCAAUUGAAAUACUAAGAUUUUGAUUUCAUUUAAAUAUUCGAUUGAAACUAUGAGUUUUACUUAAAUUUUUCAUAAAAUUUUAAGCAAAUCAUCAAAAUUGUAGCUUGCCUCUAGUCCUUUUUUUAUAAAAUAACUUAAGUACGAUUUUAUGUUAAUAUUUCUGAAUAUUGUUGACGUAUUAAUGUAAUUUACAUAACUUUGAAGUGAUUAGAUACUUAAAAUAAAAGUUAUGUAGAAUUAUUUUUUAUUAAGUUCUAGACAAAAUGUAAAUAAUUUGUGUGAUGUGGACAUGUAUUUAUAGUGACUCCUGUUCUAUUUUUUAUUAUAUUUUUCUAAACAUACCAGAAUGCCUACAAAGUUCCCUAUCAAAUCAAUUUUUUUUCCAUUGUUAUGAUUUGCAACUGGGGAACUAGAAAAUGCCUUACAAGUAGAGCCAAAAAAAAUCGAUAAAAUAAAUCGUUGUUGCUUAUUAUACUUCUACAUUUACGAAGAAUUUUAAGUAGAUCAACACAUGAAAGAACAAAAUUUAAUCGAUGACAGCAUAUCACGAAGUUUUUGAAAUUUUUUUGUAGGUAGCUCAUGAAUUGAUCUAUUUAAAUCCACCUUUGUAAUUUUGAUGUAUAUGAAUGUAUAGAUUAAAUGAAACAUAACAUUA
Messenger RNA from Zophobas morio, 3038 nucleotides. Its product is annotated as neural cell adhesion molecule 2-like. The transcript is spliced from 9 exons. Gene Ontology annotation, biological process: synapse organization; homophilic cell-cell adhesion. The record is from RefSeq and is a predicted model, not a curated record. Gene Ontology annotation, molecular function: axon guidance receptor activity; protein binding. Gene Ontology annotation, cellular component: axon; plasma membrane; neuronal cell body. NCBI's taxonomy places the organism in Eukaryota, Metazoa, Arthropoda, Insecta, Coleoptera, Tenebrionidae. The coding region runs from base 252 to 1829 and encodes 525 amino acids.